Molecule: messenger RNA, 2265 nt
Organism: Dromaius novaehollandiae (emu)
Lineage: Eukaryota; Metazoa; Chordata; Aves; Casuariiformes; Dromaiidae
Gene: SLC3A2
Product: solute carrier family 3 member 2
Exons: 10
Coding region: 102-1658 (518 amino acids)
Biological process (GO): L-alanine import across plasma membrane; L-leucine import across plasma membrane; phenylalanine transport
Cellular component (GO): apical plasma membrane; basolateral plasma membrane
Molecular function (GO): aromatic amino acid transmembrane transporter activity; L-alanine transmembrane transporter activity; L-leucine transmembrane transporter activity
Source: RefSeq, a predicted model, not a curated record
AGGGGGCGUGGCGAGGGGCGGCGGGGGCGGGGCCGGGCGCCCUAUAAGAGCCCGCGCGGUCGCUCUGUUCCCCCACAGGCGACAGGGAGAAUUACGCAACCAUGGAGCCGGAGGCGGCGGCGCUGCGCGACGUGGAGCUGACGGCCCUGGACGCCGAGAAGCAGCCGAUGGCCGGCGGCGACGGCGGCGGCGAGAAGAACGGGCUGGUGAAAGCGGCGCCGGCCAAGCGCCCCGGGGCGUCGGCACCCGAGGAGGACGAGGAGGAGGAGGAGGAGGAAGGCGGCGAGGAAGGCGGCGGCGGCGGCGGGGCGGCCAAGUUCACGGGGCUGGGCAAGGAGGAGCUGGUGCAGGCGGCGGGGGCGGCGGGGUGGGCGCGGGCCCGCGGCGCCCUGCUGCUGCUCUUCUGGCUGGGCUGGCUGGGCAUGCUGGGCGCCGCCGUGGCCAUCGUGGUGCGGGCCCCCCGCUGCCGGCCCCUGCCCCCGGACGCCUGGGCCCGCCGCGGCCUGCUCUACCGCGCCCCGCCCGGCCCCUUCGCCGGCGACCUGCGCGGGGUGGAGGAGCGCCUGGAGCACGUGGCCGGGCUCAAGGCGCAGGGGCUGCUGCUGGGGCCGCUGCACCCGGCGAACGGCACCGACCUGCAGCGCCUGGCGCCGGCGCUCGGCUCCCUCGACGACUUCGGCCGCCUCCUCGCCGCCGCCAAGAAGAAGGGGCUGCAGGUGCUGCUGGACUUGACCCCCAACCCCUGGGGGCCCCAGGCCUGGUUGGAGCCGGCGGUGGCCGAGGACCCCGGCUUCCAGGAGCGCGUCAAGAGCGCUCUGAACUUCUGGCUGCAGCAGGGCGUCGACGGCUUCUUCCUGGACGGCAUCGAGGAGCUGGACCCGGCGGUGGUGGCUGAGUGGAAGAACAUCACGGAGCAGGACAGGGGCGACGGUGUCACCCGGGUGCUGGUGGGGGGGACGCGGCUGCGGGACCCCCCCGCGCUGCGGGGGCUGCUGGACGCCUCGCCGCUGCGCCUGGUGCUGGGCCCCUUCGUGGAGGCGCUGGGCCCCGACCCCCCCGGCCCCCCCCUCGUCCCGGGGCUGCUCCAGUUCCUCGGCCUCGGCCCCCACCUCGCCUGGAGCCUGGGCACCCCGGGGCGGCGGGCGGCCUCGGCGACCCCCCAGCGGCUGCCACAGCUGCUGCUGCUGCUGGCGGCGCUGCCCGGGACCCCCGUGCUCAACUACGGCGACGAGGUGGCGCUCGGGGACCCCCCCGGCGGCCCCCAGCCCGGCCAGCUGAGCCCGAUGCCCUGGGACCUCAUCGACAGCAUCCGGGAGGGCGACAACAGCACCGAGGCCCGGGUGCUGGAGCUGUGCCGGCGGCUGGGAGCGCUGCGGGCCCGGGAGCGCUCGCUGGCGCUGGGCGACGCCGAGGCGGUGCCGGCCGACCCGGCGGCCGCCCUGCUGCGCGCCUGGGACCAGAGCGACCGCUUCCUGGCCGUGCUCAACCCCGAGGGCCGCAGCCUGCGCCUGGCCCUGCGCCACCCCGGCCUGCCCCCCGGCGCCACCCUGCGCCUCAGCACCCACCGGCCCCUCCCCGCCGACCCCCACGUCGACCUGGGCGACCUCCAGCUCCUGCCCUACGAGGGGCUGCUGCUCAGCUUCCCCUACGCCCCGUAGCGGCCCCCGCGGAGCCCCCCCUCCCCGCCAGAGCACCCACGGGACAGGAGGGGCCCCCCCAGGACACCCACACCUGGGGGGGCCCCCUCCCCAGAGCACCCACACGUGGGGGGACCCCUCCCAGGGCACCCACGGGACAGGAGCGGCCUGCCACGUCCCCCCCCCAAGCUGGAGGGACCCCCCCGGGCUCUCCCUGCCCCACUGCACCCAAAGCUAUCGGCAAAUUUUUGGGGGGGGGGUCUCUGGUGCCCACCCCUUUCUACAGCUUGUUUUUGGGGUCAUCACUUCACAAGCCCUUUUGGGGGGGCCCAUCUUGACCCCCCCCCCAUCCUUCAAGCCCUCUGCCAACACUCUUCUGCCUUAUUUUGGGGGUCUCUUCCCCCACCCCCUGGUCCAGCGGGAUUUGGGGGGGCCCUCCAGUUCCCCCCCAGCAUAUUUUGGGGUGGGGGAGUUUGAACACUCCAUUUUCAUUACAAAACCCCCCAGUUUUCCUCACAGUAUUAGGGGGCUCCGGGGUGUUGGGACCCCCCCUGUCCCUGGUGCUCUGGAUUUUGGGGGGGGGGUUGAGGUGCCCCCCCAGAUGAUGAAUAAACGACCUGCAUUUGCA